UUUUUGUAAAUAAAACGAUGAGUCACUUUUAUUCUAGAAACAACCUGUUAUUUCUAACGUGCGUGAGGCACACGCAUGUUCCUGACUCCACAUGACACUGCUCAUACUGAAAUUAUGUAGGAACAUUUACUAGAUUAUUUUCCUGAUAAGAAUUUAUUUUCAUGCAAAGUACUGACUUUGACACAUAAUACCACUAUUUAAAAUAAUAAAUCUAUACCUUUAAUCAUGGAUUUUUCUUUUGCAAAUGUACAUAUUUUUAACUGAUAAUAUCCCAGGGUUUUAUUUUAAAAAAGAAAUGAAUGUAGCAUUGAAUAUAAAUAGAAGAGGUAACUAAAUUUGACACAAUAUUGUGCGUGAAAUGUACUAACCAUGCUUUUACUUUGAAAGGUUUGCCGGAAACUUGCUAGCUUGGCACUUGCUAAUAUGAUUCUUACGCUGUAGCAAACGUUUAUUCUAGAUGCGACAGAGUCUUUUAAAUUUAUUAAUCAGCAAUAUUGUAACAGAAUGUAUAGAUAUAUAUAUAUAUUUUGUAAAUCUGGUCGCAGCUCUCUGGAAAACGGAAACGCCAGCCUCCGUAACGUUGACGACUCUGACAGACUCCGUUGUUUUCCAUCCACAACUACGGUCUCGACAUUUAUGUAUUUACAAAAAAAAAGAUGUCUUGCACAGUCCUGCCAUCAGUGAGAAACACGUUUCUUUAGUUUGUAUGGGAGAGGAUGGACGCCCCUUUCUCUAACCAGGGUCAGUCUUCCCUCCAUCAGUGGGUAACCCAGACUGGCUGGUCUACAGCUGAGCCUCCAGAACCGUUCUGUAAUCCUCUGCCCAUCUUUCAUCAACUCACCUUGGAUUCAGUCCCUGAUCAGAUCCACAUCUACAACCAGCUGCAGGCAUCUGGAAAUGACCCACAGGACGACUCGGUCGGAAGGAACGCUCACCACAGCUUGCAGCACAUCAGUGAUGCUGAUCAGAACGUGCAGCAAUGUUUUUCUGAUGCAGUUUCAGCUGCAAACCGAGGACAGAGUUUAUCUUCUCCUCCACUUAUGAAUGAACAGUUUCAGCCUCUCAACCCCCAGCAGAUGACACUGUACUCCCCCUGUAGCCCCCGCCGGAUAGGAUCCUCUCCACUCCAGUUUCCACAGGGUACGCUGAAUGCACCACAGUCCAGCCAUCUUCCUGGACAACACGUACACCCGAGUCCACAAAGUGUCCCCCAGCCUGAAUUUGAUGGUGCAAAUGUGGGUUCUGUUGGAUAUGGUCAUAGACGCCCCCCCACGUCUCCCAACCAGCCGCAGCCUCAGUGGAUGUCUUCAGCUCACUCUAGAGGAACCAUAAACACUUCAGCAUCACAGGAAAGAAUUAUGACACCACAGUCUCCCAGCUCAGAGUCCCGUUACGGUCUGGACCCCAAACUGUUACCCAGCGCUGUGAAGGUGAUGGAAGAGGACGAGGCAGAGUGGGGGGGUAAAGUCUUCGUCUCAGAGCAUUUCUCCCGUCUCCCUCCUUUGGCCACAACUCCGUGUCUCGUGGAGGAUAAAGGUAACGCAAGUCCGUUAGCUAUCCGCUGCACCACCUACUGCGUGCCUUGUGAGGGUCAGACCAUGCUGCUCAGCCGCCUGCCACUGGGAGCACUGGUUACCCCGCUGGCUCGACACAAUCCUGAUGAGAAUCUCAUCCCUUCAUGCGAAGCUGCGGACGUUGUCGUGGGCUGCUGUUGGUGCGGCGCUUCCAUGUGUCCGGCCAUGAGCUGGCAGGACUGUGGACAAAGGUUUCACUGUCCCUUCUGUGGGAAAGUGAGCCAAGUGCCGCGGCGCCUCUUCCAGCCCACCGGCGGGGUCGGGGGGACCCGCGUGGACAAAGACAGGAGACCUGAACUCAGUUUGGGCUCGUAUGAAAUCCUCCACUCUGAGAAGCAUGCGCCCGCUGCAUUGCUCCUCGCCGUAGACGUGUCCCCCGCAGCGCUCAGAGGAGGACACGUGGAGUUCGUAACACAACAAAUACACACGUUACUCUCCUCUCUGAAGCAGGACGCGGACGUGCGUGUCGGAUUGAUGACGUACGACAGCAGGGUCCACCUGUACGACCUCAGCCCCGACCUGUCCCGCCCUCACAUGAUGGUCGUCACAGAAACGGAGGACCUGCAGCUUCCUGUGAGGGAGGGGCUUCUGGUGUCCCUCAGAGACUGUGCAGAGAGUUUGGACUGUGUUCUGCAGUUCCUUCCUGAGUUCGGCGCAGACGGCGAUGACUCCGAUGACGUUCCCCUAGAGCUUCCCGUUAGAGCCGGACUAGCUGUGCUGCAGGGCCUGAAGUGUCCCGGGAAGCUGCUGAUCUUCCAUUCUGCUGCUCUGAUAGAAACAGGAAACACAAACUCCUCCUCAGGGUUCUUUGGCACCAGCAGACCAAAGUCCAUCUUUCAGCCAUCCGAGGAAGCCGUCUCAUUGGCUAAGGACUGCGUCAGUCAGGGAUGCGGCGUUCACCUGUUUAUCCUCUCCCAGCAAGAUGUGGGUGGGGCGUGGCCGGGACACAUUCCAUAUCUUACAGGCGGUGCCCUGUACACCUACAGCUACCUCCAGGGCGAUUUGGACAGAGAGCGUUUCGGCGCCGAUCUGAAGCAGGUUGUGGCGACGGACACCGGCUACAAGGCUGAGCUCAGAAUAUUUGUCAGCAAAGAUUUACGUGUGUCUGGUUGCUACGGGCUGUUCGUACCCGGCCCUAGUCCUGCACAUGUUACCAUGGCGACCCUGGAGAGGAGGACGACGCUGGCUGUAGAGCUCACACACACCAGAGCUCUGGAUGAGACGAGAGGUGCAGCCAUACAGGCCGUUUUAUCCUACAGCUCCCAGACGGGAGAAAAGCGGAGCAGGGUUCACACUCUGACCCUGAGAAGCUCGCGCCGCCUACAGGACACGUUCAGGAACUACCAGGCCCAAACUCUGCUCGCCUUCUACUGCAAAAAGAUGUACUGUUCAGCCUCAGAGCGCCCCCUGCAGGAGCUGAGGGAGGAGCUGCAGACAGAAGUAACAGAAGCUUUGGCGUGCUACCGUAAACAUGGCUGCUCGUCUUCAGCGUCUGCUGGGCAGUUGGUUCUCCCCCAGUUCCUGCGAGCUCUUCCUGUUUACAUCAACAGCCUGAGGAAGAGCGAGGUGCUGCUGCCGGGCCUGAGGAGCUCCGUCCACCAGAGGCUGCAGCAGCGCUGCCAGGUGCUCAGCCUCGACACCUGCAGCACCGUCAGACACUUCUACCCGCUGCUGCUGCCUCUGACACUUCCUGUGGAGCGCUCCAACCCUCAGAAGCCAGAGGGGGCCCUGCGCUGCUCUGCUGCCAGCCUGGAGCCCAGCGGACUGUAUCUGAUUCAUGCACCUCUCACCCUGCUGCUGUGGGUGGGCAGCCAAGUCCCAGCAUGCACUCUGGGUGAGCUCUUCAACACCAGCUGCUUUUCCUCUCUGCCAUCUGGAGAGGUGAAGCUGCCGGCUCUAGAAAACUCUCUCUCCGUCGGGGUUCGAUCCCUCCUCAGCACGUUGACCUCCCAGGUGCCCUUUGCUCGAAAGUUGCUGGUGGUGAAGCAGGGAGACACCUGUGAGGAGGCCCUGCAGCGCCACCUGGUGGAAGACAAGAGUCCCAACGGAGGAGCGAGCUACGCAGACUUCCUGUAUCACCUCCACAUCAACUCUGUCCGGCUGCUGCAGUGAUGCACACACACACACACACACACACACACACACACACACACACACACACACACACACACACACACACACACACACACACACACACACACACACACACACACACACACAGGUGGUUCAUUUGAUCUACUGUAACAGUUUAUUCAAAAAAUAUCAAAGAGAAAACAGAAAGAAGGAAUGUAAAAUAAUAAUAAUAAUAUCAAUAAUAAUAAUAAUAAUUAUUAUUAUUAUAGUAAGAGUUUAUUAUAACAUGGAACUUUAUUUCUUGUGUGUUUUUAUUUAUUUUAUCUGCUACUGAUUUAUUCUUUUACCACGAUGAUCGCCUGAGCUCUGUCUCAGAUCGAGUGUGUGUGUGUGAGUGUGUGUGUGUGUUACUAAUAAACAGAAUUUAAUCAA
This is a messenger RNA of Nothobranchius furzeri (turquoise killifish), 4079 nucleotides long. RefSeq names its product protein transport protein Sec24C. Gene Ontology annotation, molecular function: SNARE binding; zinc ion binding. The record is from RefSeq and is a predicted model, not a curated record. Gene Ontology annotation, cellular component: endoplasmic reticulum exit site; COPII vesicle coat. Gene Ontology annotation, biological process: intracellular protein transport; endoplasmic reticulum to Golgi vesicle-mediated transport; COPII-coated vesicle cargo loading. NCBI's taxonomy places the organism in Eukaryota, Metazoa, Chordata, Actinopteri, Cyprinodontiformes, Nothobranchiidae.